AUGUCACCAGGUCGCUACGAUUCGCUAGCAUCGCCACACUCGUGUGUGGAAAUGGAAUUUAGCUCAAUGCAAAGUGCAUCGUCGUCCGUGCAUUUUCCCGCGAAUAACGACAAGAUGUUAUACGACCACGAUUUAGUUAUGGUCUUUCCGCGGCGCGAGGGUGGCGAGAUGAAGAAACCUGAUGAUUUUACCAUGAAUAGCUUCGUGCAAUUAUUGUUAGGCAAAGACACAACGCGUAGCCAGCGCUUGAACAAAGUUGUGAUUGACCCUUUUCAGCGCGUUUUACGCACGUCGCGCUGUUUUCUCGACGAGCGUGGUCGAGACGUAGCCAUGGACACAAGUCACGACCACAGUGAACAAGGUGAACAACGUCGUCUUAUGCGACAGCAACAGCUACUUGAGCAUGAAUAUGUGCAAUUUAUUGGUAAUUCUGAUGCAACAACCGAGACUCGAUUCUGUGAGCUCGUAGCCACAGCGAUCGCUCGUCGUAUACAGUUGGCGUGUGGUCUCACAACGCGUAUGUUUCUAAGUUGUGAUGCAGACGAAAUUAUCAUGACGAUUAAAGCGGAUAAUAACGAUCUUAGAAUUGAAGCCGAUCGGGCAAACUAUCGACUUCAAGUGAGCAACAAACCGUUUGACGAAACACUCCAUCAAAACAAAUUAUCUAAAUUACGACAUGAAAUUGGAGAUCAGGAGUGGCAGAAGUCGAUGGAUCAUUUGCAAAACACACGUGGGUGUGCAAAUGAAGAAGCCGAGGCUCCUGAGAUGGACCCUUUACUUGUGUCGCGUGGACAAGAAUUUCAUCCGGAAUUACGCAAGGCACUCGAUCUGUACGGACAUACGGAAGAAGCGGACGGUCUAUUUGUCCAUGAUGACACUUUUCGACGUCUUCAAGGAAGUCAUUGGACUCGCUUUGUCACAUCAAUUUUUGGUUUACCUUACGAUCCUUUGACGUAUUUUGCACCCUUUGCAGAGUAUCGUCACGAAGAUAAAUAUCAGCCAUACUAUCGACAGUAUCCGAUCAAGUGGGAGGAGAAGAAAGAAGAGACGCUGUUUUCGCAAAAGGAUCGUAUUCGGCUUGCAGAAGGGAUUGUAGAGCGCCAUAUUAAUGCGGACGCUUUAGAAUCAGCUGGGUAUUUGGUCGGUCAAAUGUUUGCACUACAUGAUCCACAAGCUUUGCUUGAUCUACGACAUUCGUGGGCUUUACACUGGACCAUGUUAUAUCAACCACUGCACAAAAUUCGCUACUACUUUGGAGAAAAAAUCGCGUUGUAUUUUGCAUGGCUUGAAUUUUAUACAAAAAUGCUCGUCUUUCCCGCAGUAGCGGGUCUCAUCACGUUUGUCUAUAUUGAAGCACGUCAAGCCGCAACGGGUACUAAUCAACAAGGCUAUAUUCUGAUCGCUUUUGCAGUCUUUGUCGUGCUCUGGUCAUCACUGUUUUCUGAAUUGUGGAAGCGUAAAAAUGGUCUUUUGGAUUCGUUAUGGGGACUUAGUGGUUUACACCAAUCAUUUCGUUACCGGCCUCAAUUUCGCGGCACGAAAAGCUAUCAUCCUGUCACAGAUAGUGAAGAAGUGACAUUUGAAAGCAAGUUGAAGCGUCGUCGUGCGUUCCUCGUGUCCGUCGUGGUUGUGACAUUGAUGGUUGGAAUCGUCAUAGUGGCUCUUUUCGGUCUGUUUCUUUUAAAGAACUGGAUCAAUGACAAGGACAACCUUAAAAACAGUCACAUUAGCGCCGAGUACCAAACGCCACUGACUUUCGCUGUGACUGUAGUAAACGCGAUCCAAAUUUUGGUCCUUAAUACGGUGUAUCGUAAUGUGGCUCGCAAACUGAAUGAUUAUGAAAACCAUCGGACAGACGCCGAAUAUGAAAAUUAUCUGGUCAUCAAGGUUUUCCUCUUUCAAUUUUGUAACUCAUUUGCCUCUUUCUUUUACAUUGCAUUUGUCAAGCGCUUGGCCGAAGGUUCUUGUUUGUACGAAGAUGACUGCAUGCAAGAGCUACGCGACCAAUUAUUGACUCUCUUUAUCAUUCGUAUCGUUGUGGGAAAUGUUACGGAAGUGGCUGUGCCGUACCUUAAAUACCGUUAUCAGCUUUUUGCUGAGCGCAAAGCAGCCAUCAUAGGGGAAAAGACUGGUCACAAUUACAUUGAGGAGCAGGCAAAGCUUGUCCCUUACGAAAGCAACGAGGCAUUUGAAGAUUAUAACGAGAUGGUCAUCCAAUAUGGAUUUAUCAAUCUGUUCGUUGUGGCAUUCCCUCUAACACCUCUACUUGCGCUGGCAAACAACGUGUUAGAAGUUCAUAUUGAUGCCGUGAAACUCUGCUUUGUGCAUCGCCGCCCUUUUCCACAUCCGGCAAAAGACAUUGGUGUAUGGUUUUAUAUCCUUCGAUUCAUGACGUACAUCGCGCUCGGCACAAACACGGCUUUGAUUUUAUGGACGUCUGACUUGUUUGAGGACCAAAGUGGAACUGCUAGAGCUCUAGGGUUCGUGGUGGCAUGCCAGGUGUGCUUGGUAUUAGCAAUUCUUGUCGAACGUGUGGUACCGAACACACCUCACGAGAUCAAAUUGAUUCAAGAGCGCUAUGAGCAUAUAGUCAAUGUUGUUUUCAAGGGACUGUUUGAGGGCGACGACUCAACACUUAAUGAGGUUGCUGAAAGUUUAGAUCUUCAGAUUUAUCCAAACCAAGAAUGGGAAGAAUCGAAGCAGCACUUUGCGUAA
Molecule: messenger RNA, 2715 nt
Organism: Plasmopara halstedii
Lineage: Eukaryota; Oomycota; Peronosporomycetes; Peronosporales; Peronosporaceae
Product: Protein required for meiotic chromosome segregation
Exons: 1
Coding region: 1-2715 (904 amino acids)
Biological process (GO): chloride transmembrane transport
Molecular function (GO): chloride channel activity
Source: RefSeq, a predicted model, not a curated record